Molecule: messenger RNA, 930 nt
Organism: Ctenocephalides felis (cat flea)
Lineage: Eukaryota; Metazoa; Arthropoda; Insecta; Siphonaptera; Pulicidae
Product: ABC transporter G family member 23-like
Exons: 6
Coding region: 1-930 (309 amino acids)
Molecular function (GO): ATP hydrolysis activity; ATP binding
Source: RefSeq, a predicted model, not a curated record
AUGGAAGCCGAAUCGGAACCUCUGCCUCCUUUGCCCCAAGUAAAAGACAGCGACCUUGCCUUAAGACGAAGGCAACUAAAAUCGCAACAAAGUACAGUUGCCAGUAGAAAACAACAUGCAGUAUGCGUGCGAGGAGCUCACAAACAAUAUGGAUCAAGUAAAAAUCCUAAUAUUAUUUUGGAUGGACUUAACAUGACAGUGCCGAAAGGAUCCAUUUAUGGUUUACUGGGUGCAUCAGGCUGUGGAAAGACUACCUUGCUCUCUUGUAUUGUAGGACGUCGACGACUUAAUCAGGGUGAGAUAUGGGUGUUGGGCGGAACGCCCGGAUCACGAGGCAGCGGUGUACCUGGUCCACGAAUUGGUUACAUGCCACAGGAAAUUGCUCUCUACGGUGAGUUUUCGAUUAGAGAGACAAUGAUAUAUUUCGGGUGGAUAUCUGGUAUGUCUACAAGUGAAGUGGAUGCUAGAAUAGAUUUUCUAUUAGAUCUUCUACAGUUACCUGCCGGAGGAAGAAUGGUUAAAAGUUUGAGCGGUGGGCAACAACGACGUGUAUCAUUGGCAGCAGCUUUGUUGCACCAGCCUGAGCUGCUCAUCCUGGACGAACCAACUGUUGGAGUCGACCCGGUCUUGAGACAAAGUAUAUGGGACCACAUGGUUGACAUAACACAAGGAGGAAAAACCACUGUUAUCAUAACAACACAUUACAUUGAAGAAACGCGGCAAGCUCAUAUGAUCGGUUUGAUGCGAGGUGGUAAAUUUUUAGCAGAAGAAUCACCUGCUCAUCUGAUGCAACAAUAUCGUACUGAUACCUUAGAAGCAGUAUUUUUGAAAUUAUCCGUCUUGCAGAACAUGGGAAAACGUAGGCGUUCUAGCAUUCUGCAACAAGUAACCGAACGCAUUGAAAUACCUCACGCUGCCACGGUAAAUUAA